CAUAAAUUGAUAACAAAUUGAUAUUGACUGAUAUUUGUAGAAAAGAUGGAUGAGGAUGAUGAUUUUGGAGAUUUCGGAGGGUUUGAAGCAGCAGAUCCUAAUGAAAACCCACCAGAAGGAAAUGUAGAAGCUGGUGCUUCCCCCUGGGCAGUAUUCCCUCCAGUGGUGGCCCAAUCACAGCCAGAUCUGUUAUGUGCUCAGAAUACGUUUCCCACUUACCUAGAUCCCUCAGGUAUUAACGGUGGUCCUGGUAAUAAUAAUAAUAAUAAUCAUCAGAGACUUGAUAUAACAGCUUCAGCUACUGACAGACAGGAUAGUCCUAGACAUCAUAAUGACACUGAUCCAGCGCGUCUGGCAGAAAAUAUUCUGGAUGGAACGAUACGAGCUGGUGUACCAGGACUAGAUCUGACCCCAGGUCAACCUCCAUCAAGGGCAGAUAAUCCAGCAGAUAUAUUCUUAAAUACUGAUCAAGCCAGAGACAAUACUCGUGUGUUGCCAGACCUUGGCGUUGGUGAAGGAGCAACGUUGCCAGAUUUAGGUGUAGGUGAAGGACCGUCAUUAUUACCAAGGGGAGUUAAUCAAAUUGAAAGAGACUUAGAGUUAGCUGCCACUGUAAACUCUGUUAUCCAGCCUGUUUUAAAUGAGAGUGCUAGUAUACCGGGAAGUAAUGGCCACAUAGCGCCGUCUGCCAGCGACAAUAUUUCGGUCGUAUCAGAAGAUGGAAGCAGAGAGAUGGAAUCCGCAGCAAAUGAGGAGAUCCAGUCUUUACGAGCAUUAAAUUCUAAACUAGAAGAAGAUUUGAACCGAACUAGAAAUGAACUGCAACAACAACAAAAAAAGUUAGCAGAGAUUGAGGGUGGUCAUUCCGAAGAAAUGAAAAGUUUACGUCAAGCAGGACACGAUACACUAGCUGUGGUUGUUGAACAGUAUAAGGAGAGUAACAAAGUAGCAAAACUAGAACAUCAGGAAAUCUCAACGCAAUAUAUUCAACAAAAAAUACGUGAACUGACAGAAUCCUUCGAAAAAUCUUUUGACCAAUUACAAGCAGAGUUCAAAGAGAGGCUAGAUAGUGAAGAGGAGGCUCAUAUUCAGAGGAUUAAGGAGGCAGUGGAACAAUCGAGACAGGAACAACAGGAAAAAUUUGAUAAGUUUCUGGAGGAAGAAAGAGAGAAACAAAAAGAAGAAAUUCAGAAGGCCCUGGAGGCAGAGAGAGAAUCUAGUCAAGCCAAAUUAGCAGAAGCAAUCAAAGCCUCCCAGGAUGCAUCAGAAUCCAAGAUGGCAGAAGCAGAGGAGAAGAUGAGAAAGAGGCUACAAGACAGUGAGAAAGAAUCUCGAGUCAAUGUUCAGGCAGCAUUAAAAUUUGAACAAACCAAGAUGGAGGAGAAUUUGAGAGAAGUUCUCAAGGAAGAGAGAGAAAGGAAUCGUGUUGCCAUGGAGACAGUAUCUCAGCAAGCUCGUGAAGAUUCCCAACAAUAUAUCAAUCAACAGAGACAGAUUGAUUCAAGAGUUCGUCGACGCCAUCUUGCCAGUUUAGAUCUAUUUUUAGAAAGUGCACGGCAGCAGAUUCAACUUCUCCAUGAAUCAGAAGAUCCACAUUCCAACCAAUCAGAACCCAGCAAAUCAGCCGACAAAGAUUCAGACGCAGAUUCUAAUUCGUGAUUUUAUUUUAAAAGACAUUUUGGUUUUAAAUUUACUGGUACAGGCUUUGGUAUUCCUUUCAGUUUUCAGAAACUGGAUUAUUUUAUGGC
Lottia gigantea (owl limpet) is the source of this 1748-nucleotide messenger RNA. RefSeq lists its product as hypothetical. The record is from RefSeq and is a predicted model, not a curated record. The coding region runs from base 46 to 1659 and encodes 537 amino acids. Gene Ontology annotation, biological process: Golgi to lysosome transport. The transcript has 12 exons. NCBI's taxonomy places the organism in Eukaryota, Metazoa, Mollusca, Gastropoda, Lottiidae. Gene Ontology annotation, cellular component: trans-Golgi network.